Molecule: messenger RNA, 3714 nt
Organism: Oncorhynchus tshawytscha (Chinook salmon)
Lineage: Eukaryota; Metazoa; Chordata; Actinopteri; Salmoniformes; Salmonidae
Product: amyloid-beta A4 protein-like
Exons: 18
Coding region: 259-2523 (754 amino acids)
Biological process (GO): axonogenesis; central nervous system development
Cellular component (GO): cell surface; Golgi apparatus; membrane raft
Molecular function (GO): transition metal ion binding; signaling receptor activator activity; heparin binding
Source: RefSeq, a predicted model, not a curated record
AAUAUCCCACAAUCGGAGCUGGCUGCAGUCCUUCCUCCCUCAAGUUUCUUCCCAUAGGCUAGCCUAUUCUCUCCGGCCGCAAUCACACACUAUUGGCCCGGUCAGGUGACAGGCUUUGGGGAAGCUGGCCAGCCUCGUUCUCGCUUUCCAUCAUUUAACACGCCAUCGCCAACCGGGAGUGCACGGGAACGGGAUAGAGCAUCGGAUUUAUCGGAAUAUUUUCCAGAUAUCGGACAAAACUGAUUUAGGGUCAACGGCAUGGGCGAGCGAACGGCAUUUCUGCUGUUAUGGGUUGCGACCUUGACGCUGGCAUCUGAGGUGCCUUCUGAUGACUCAGUGGGUCUGCUGGCAGAGCCCCAGGUAGCCAUGUUCUGUGGGAAAUUCAACAUGCAUGUCAACGUUCAGAGUGGCAAGUGGGAGUCGGAUCCCUUUGGCACCAAGAGCUGCAUCGGAACCAAGGAGGGCAUCCUGCAGUACUGUCAGGAGGUGUACCCUGAGCUCCAGAUCACUAACGUGGUGGAGGCCAACCAGCCAGUCAGCAUUCAGAGCUGGUGCAAGAAGGGACGCAAGAAGGGACGCAAGGAGUGUAGCAGUCACACACACAUCGUGGUGCCCUACCGCUGCCUGGUUGGAGAGUUUGUGAGUGAUGCCCUGCUGGUUCCUGAUAAGUGCAAGUUCCUGCAUCAGGAGAGAAUGGACAUGUGUGAGAGCCACCUGCACUGGCACACCGUGGCUAAAGAGUCCUGCGGCGACCGCUCCAUGAAUCUCCAUGACUACGGGAUGCUGUUGCCAUGCGGCAUCGACCGUUUCCGGGGGGUGGAGUUUGUGUGUUGCCCAGCGGAGACACAGCGCGAGUCAGACAGUGUGGAGCUGACUGAGUCUGAUGUGUGGUGGGGUGGAGACGAGACUGAAUAUACCGAUAACAACAUGCCUCGCCAGGCGGAUCAGGGGGCUGUCACCACUGAGGAGGAUGACGAAGAGGAUGCCUUUGACAGAGACGAGGACGGAGAUGGUCUUGAGGAUGAUGAUGAUGAAGACGAUGAGGAUGACGUGACCGAUGAACGGGACAGUGGUGAAGGCACCUCCAACAUUGCCAUGACAACCACCACCACGACCACCACUGAGUCGGUUGAGGAAGUCGUUAGAGAGGUGUGUUGGGCGCGUGCUGAGUCGGGCCCGUGCCAUGCCAUUCUGGAGCGUUGGUACUUCGUGCCAGAGAAGGGCACCUGUGCCCCCUUCCUCUUUGGAGGGUGUGGGGGCAACCGGAAUAACUUUGACUCAGAGGAGUACUGCCUGUCUGUCUGCAGCACCAGUGUGUUGCCUACCACGGCCCCCUCCCCCCCUGGCGCGGUGGACCGUUACCUGGAGUCUCCCGGAGACGACAGCGAACACGCCAACUUCCAGCAGGCCAAGGAGAGUCUGGAGGCCAAGCACCGCGAGAGGAUGUCUCAGGUGAUGAGAGAGUGGGAGGAAGCAGAGAGACAAGCCAAGAGUCUCCCUCGCGCUGACAAGAAGGCAGUCAUCCAGCACUUCCAGGAGAAGGUGGAGGCCCUGGAGCAGGAGGCAGCAGGAGAGAGGCAGCAGCUGGUGGAGACCCACAUGGCCCGGGUGGAGGCCCUGCUCAACAGCCGCCGCCACAUGGCCCUGGAGAACUACCUCGGCUCCCUGCAGGCCAACCCACCCAGGCCUCGUCAGGUGCUUGGCCUGUUGAAGAAGUAUGUCCGUGCAGAACAGAAGGACAGACAACACACCCUGAAACACUACGAGCACGUCCGCAUGGUGGACCCCAAAAAGGCUGCUCAGAUCCGACCCCAGGUGAUGACACACCUGCGUGUGAUUGACGAGAGGAUGAACCAAUCCCUGGGGCUGCUCUACAAGGUGCCCAGCGUGACCAAUGAAAUCCAAGACCAAGUUUCUGUCCUGAUGCAGAGGGUUCAGUCAGAGCUGUCUCAGCAAGUCUCAUCUCUGCAGAGCGAUGGGAGGAGUGAUGGCAGGGUGAGCUAUGGAAACGAUGCCCUGAUGCCCGACCAGGCUUACAGCUCUGCCCCUCUGGACCCUGGCAUGGGCCUGGAUCGACUGGGCUUCAUCCACCCAGAGAGCUUCAAUCAGCCCAACACUGACAACCACGUUGAUCCUGUUGAUGCUCGUCCAGUCCCAGAUAGAGGUCUGCCCACUCGGCCUGUGUCUGCUCUGAAGCCUGAGGAGGUUCCUGAGGUGCGGGUGGAGAAGGAGGAGCGGCAAAGCGCCAGCUAUGAAGUGCAUCAUCAAAAACUGGUGUUCUUUGCUGAGGAUGUAGGCUCCAACAAGGGUGCCAUCAUCGGCCUGAUGGUGGGCGGCGUUGUCAUAGCGACAGUCAUCAUCAUCUCUCUGAUUAUGCUGAGGAAGAAGCAGUAUACCUCCAUCCACCACGGAAUCAUCGAGGUGGAUGCUGCAGUGACCCCAGAGGAGCGUCACCUGUCCAAGAUGCAGCAGAAUGGCUAUGAGAACCCCACCUACAAGUUCUUCGAACAGAUGCAGAACUAAGGAGCUACCCUUUGACCCCUCCCAGACCCUGAAUUUCCUUUAACCCCUCACACCUAGGGCCUGUUCCAUUUUGGUCCAUAAACCCCUCACACCUAGGGCCCGUUCCAUUUUGGUCCAUAAACCCCCCACACCUAGGGCCUGGUCCAUUAAACCCCCACACCUAGGGCCCGUUCCAUUUUGGUCCAUAAACCCCUCACACCUAGGGCCCGUUCCAUUUUGGUCCAUAAACCCCUCACACCUAGGGCCCGUUCCAUUUUGGUCCAUAAACCCCUCACACCUAGGGCCUGUUCCAUUUUGGUCCAUAAACCCCUCACACCUAGGGCCCGUUCCAUUUUGGUCCAUAAACCCUUCUAACUCCUACUCUAUUGCUGUCAAUGGAUCUGAAAGGACUGAGUAGGUGAAACCAGUAUGACUGAAGUGCCAGAAAAAUCUAGAAUGAAUUGUGUUCGAAAUAGUUGUAGUCAUAUUACUUCCAGCUAUCCAGGGGUAGUGCCAAGGAGCUGGGGGCUGAAAUACAACCUAGCCACACUCACCCUUCAUCCUUUCCUCGUAAAGUGCAGCACAUCAACAUUCAUAGCUGCUAUUGGUCAGACAAGGAUAUCCUCAUUCACCUGCAUAUUUUUCUAUAAUAUCCUGUAGUGUUUGUACAGAACAGAGAAGCUCAUUGAUUGAUUCAUCUGUCCGUCUAUCUGUGGGUGAGCCCUCCCCCUCAGGAUAGCACUCGCAGGUCUAAGAGGGUGAAACAGAGGCCCCCAAAUAUCCCUGCAAUCUUCCUGACGCACUCUGACGCACUCUCCCCUCCCCCUCCAUCUCUCCCACACACUCUUCUCCCCUCCCACUCUCUCAGAUGACAGCUGUGCUGUGUUUAGUGAUGACAUAACAGCUCUUAACACUAGCGAAGGGAGGAGGGGCUCAGUCUGCCCUGAGCUCCUCUCUGGGAUUAUACCACAAGGGAGGAGGGGCUCAGUCUGCCCUGAGAUCCUCUCUGUGGGAUUAUACCACAAGGGAGGAGGGGCUCAAUCUGCCCUGAGCUCCUCUCUGUGGGAUUAUACCACAAGGGAGGAGGGGCUCAGUCUGCCCUGAGCUCCUCUCUGUGGGAUUAUACCACAAGGGAGGAGGGGCUCAGUCUGCCCUGAGCUCCUCUCUGUGGGAUUGUACCACAAGGGAGGAGGGGCUCAGUCUGCCCUGAGC